UUUGGCAUCAUUCACUUCUUGCAUUCGUUGUGACAAAGAACCAACCACACGCUUAACACCGAAAUUAUUCAACACAUUUCGAAAACAUGGCAUUCAAGUUUGUAUUCGCACUCGCUUUCGUCGCUGCGGCCAGCGCUGGAUAUAUACCCGCUGCUCCAGUAUACCAUGCCGCACCAGCCGUCGCUGUGCACGCAGCACCUGUUGCUGUAGCCCAAAAGGUCGUUGUGAAAUCCGAGGAAUACGAUCCUCAUCCUCAAUACAAAUUCUCUUAUGGCGUUGAUGACAAGCUCACCGGUGAUUCCAAGAGCCAAGUGGAGGAACGUGAUGGUGAUGUGGUUCAUGGUGAAUACUCUCUGAUUGACGCUGAUGGUUACAAACGCACUGUUCAAUACACUUCCGAUCCCGUCAACGGUUUCAAUGCCGUCGUCAACCGUGAACCUCUUGUUAAAGCUGUUGCCGUCGCUCCAGUUGUAAAGACUGUUGCCCCAGUCGCGCACUAUGCUGCUCCAGUCGCUCACUACUCAGCCCCCGCGGUGGUCAAGACUGUUGCUCCCGUAGCUCAUUAUGCUGCCCCAGUGGCUCACUACGCCGCUCCAGCUGCCCAUUACGCAUCCUAUGCCGCCCCCGCUGUCGCCAAAUACCAUCACUAAAGACUAUAAAGACUUCGAAUAUUACCCAUUGAAAUCAAUAAUUGUGAAUGUAUCUGUUCUUGUUAUUAAUUUAUGUAUGCAUGUUUACAUCGAUCAAAAUG
Molecule: messenger RNA, 751 nt
Organism: Bactrocera dorsalis (oriental fruit fly)
Lineage: Eukaryota; Metazoa; Arthropoda; Insecta; Diptera; Tephritidae
Product: larval cuticle protein A2B-like
Exons: 3
Coding region: 87-650 (187 amino acids)
Cellular component (GO): extracellular matrix
Source: RefSeq, a predicted model, not a curated record